UGAAGACCUGCAACUUUCAUUUGCAUGAUUGUAUCUGAAUCUCGUACAACUGCUUAAAUCAUGUCAUGACUCGUGAAGCUGCAGCUGAAGCUUCGGUCGAGAUUAAUGACGAAACUAUGGGCAUUUGCGCAGCGCGUCGCAGUUCUUGACUCUGUCAGCGACAAAUGCUUACCUAAUUCCCUUGCUUCCCACUAUAAGUCACCAAUCCUCACGCGCUCACGUUAGUCUGGUCGAGGUCUUCUUUAACGAUGCCAGCUGCCCAUCGAGUCCCCGAGAGUAGCCCAGUUGCCGCAUUCCUAUCCGAAUAUGGUUCUGACACUGAGAUAUACGUUAGUCAUCUGGACACCACUCCCGUGUCAGGCCGAAAGAUACACUUCUUCACCAUGAUGGGGGCCAAUAUUGCAUGGUCUUUUCUGCUUGGCAAACGCGUACAUGGCGCCUUGUACCGCUAUGGCAUCCAAUUUAUCCUUGGGAAAAUGUUACCAAUGCCCAAGGUCUCCCCUCCGGUGGUGAACUGGCCACUAGCAGGUCAAUUGUGCCUUGACAUAUUUUUGUUGGCCGUGUUACUUCCUUUAAUCCAAAACUUCAUCUCGGUCAUCAAGCUGCGAUACCAUCAUGGGUUCCCCAAAUCUGAAAUUGUCUUCCGAAAACCUACUCCAGCAACAGUCGCAAAUAUUGUCUCUGAGCCCCAGGACAAAAGGGAUUCAUAUAUGAAUGAUAUUCUGCGUCGUGCUGUCGAUCCAGAGGAAUUCAAACAUCCAACUUGGGGCAUGCCUUGGGAUGAGUGGACCAUGGACUUCCGAGCGAUGGCGGCUGCGUACGAGGCGGAGAAGAAGGGUAUUAUCUCUAGAGAUGCGUGGGAGCUAAGCGUGUGGAUGAAGAUGAAGGAAGGCUGGACUGUAAUCGAGCACGGGAAAGUCAGCAACCCGUUGAGCCAAGUUGGUAUGAUGGAAAAGCUUCAAUACAAACUCACUGCCAUGGGCAAGCGACACGUGUUUAGUCAGAUGAUGGAGGUGAUUCAGGUCAAGACUGUUGCUAAAGACGGAACUGCCCUGCCUGUCACUCAGGAAGUGGACAACAUCAUUGCGGACAUUUUUCGCCGCAAUGAGGUGGAUUUUGCGCAGUUGACAAGCGAACUGGCCUCAGAAUCUCCCCGGUUCGUGGCCAACUCGUCUAAAAAGUCGAAGUAGACAGAACGGGUUAAUAUUUAGUAUGUGAGUCCCUUGUAUUCAUUGAGCUAGCUGGGUGGUUUGAAAUACCCGUGUAGAUCACGGGUACAUAAUAUUGGAAUUACUAUGCCAGUCGAGUGUCUUUGCGUAUUACAGGACAUCCAUAUCAGUCAAGUGGCGCUCUCUUGAGCACGUUGGUAU
Molecule: messenger RNA, 1370 nt
Organism: Suillus paluster
Lineage: Eukaryota; Fungi; Basidiomycota; Agaricomycetes; Boletales; Suillaceae
Exons: 3
Coding region: 249-1190 (313 amino acids)
Source: RefSeq, a predicted model, not a curated record